This is a messenger RNA of Moneuplotes crassus, 1112 nucleotides long. The record is from the annotation of a GenBank genome assembly. NCBI's taxonomy places the organism in Eukaryota, Ciliophora, Spirotrichea, Euplotida, Euplotidae.
UCUGCUCGCACUCUUAAAAUUAAUUUAUUCAAUGAACAUUAUACUAGAGCUAGACCCAGUAGAAUUUGAUGAUGACGUUUACAACACCAACAACGAAGUAGAUGUUGGGUUUUUGAGUCUUGAUAGCAAAAUCGAUUGGUCUGUUACAACUCAAGAGUGCAACCAACCUGCAUCUAAUGAGGACCAAAAUAUGAAAGAGAAGGAGGUCAACUUUAAACAAGAACUUACCAUCAGAAAAGUUACUGAUGAUGCCUCCUCAAUCAAUAAGGGUAUAACAAACAAGGACAAUGGUUCUAUUCCAAAACUUGUUGAGAAAUCUAUCGGACGAUCUGUACCAGGCAAAAUUUCUGGCAAAGACGAAAUUUAUAAAAAGAAAAAAUUAAUUAAAAAUGGCAGUAAAACAAGAAGAAGGAGGAGAAAAAAUAUAACUGUGAGGAGAGACCAGUAUAAGAAGAGGAAGGACGUACUCUUGAAGAGCAUCUUAAGAAAGUUCAGAAAGUUUUAUCAAGACGAGUAUACCAACUUCACGAGGCUUCAAUUUUUAGAGUCCUCUUCCGUAAACAAGUUCACAGAUGCGUUUGAAAUUUUUCCAGAAGAAUUGGAAAAUCAAAACAAUCAGGAUUUAACAAGAGAAGCUCUUGAAUCAUUCUCCAAAUGUCCAAACUUUAGCAUCGAUGGGUUUGGGGAGGUUAAUUUUUCUUUUUUCGGUGCUCUGAUCAGUCCUCGGACCUUCAAAGAAGAUCUUAGAGAUGGCAGGAUACCACUGGAUGCUUCAUCUGAUAAAAAGAUAAUGAUGGAGAACUGACAACUAGUUGAUGAAGUACUCUAUAAAUUCUCUUAUCAGAAGUUAUUUAGAUUCUGAGCCAUCCCUGAAUUCGGCAAACUUUUCAAAUAUUUUCAGAAAACUUCAUCUCUGGUGUCUGAUGAGAGAUCUCGGAAAUUGAUGGAUCUAAUAUUAUCUUAUAUCAAAGACCAGUAAAAUUGUCGUUUCAUUCCGAUGGAACUGAAUUAGGAGUACUCUUAGGGAAAAUUAUUCAUAAACAUUCAUAAAUAUUCUGAAGCAUUCUGAGUUCUUAAUUGAAAUUUGGCUGAUUUUUUGUGUCAAAGUCGUU